Messenger RNA from Chinchilla lanigera (long-tailed chinchilla), 2659 nucleotides. RefSeq names its product solute carrier family 6 (neurotransmitter transporter), member 13 (gene Slc6a13). Gene Ontology annotation, molecular function: gamma-aminobutyric acid:sodium:chloride symporter activity. Gene Ontology annotation, biological process: neurotransmitter transport; sodium ion transmembrane transport. Gene Ontology annotation, cellular component: plasma membrane. The transcript has 14 exons. The record is from RefSeq and is a predicted model, not a curated record. The coding region runs from base 706 to 2346 and encodes 546 amino acids. NCBI's taxonomy places the organism in Eukaryota, Metazoa, Chordata, Mammalia, Rodentia, Chinchillidae.
CUAGCUCUUUCUCGCUAAGUGACUAAGUUGCCUAGGUAAGAGUUGAACUUGGAACCCUCCUGCCUCAGCACCCCUAAGUGCUGGGAUUGUGGCAUGUACCACCAUACUUGGCCAGUCAAGUUCUUUCUUUAAGCUACAUGCCACUACCCACAGUUUUGCCCCUCAGUGUAGCAUGAGGCUUUAGCAUGCCCUCUCUGUUUGCUGAUAGAUGACGGCAGCUGAAGGGGCGUGUUCUGAAGGACUUUGGAGCUAGAGGCGGAUACCCAGGUUUGCUUUGAAGGGCAUGAGUCAUCCAGGGGUCACUGGGUGUGUUCAUGAAAAGGCUCCUUUGCCAAGUGCUGACCAAGGAUGUGUCUGGUCAUUAGCAGAACCCAGACCUGCCUGCAGUUCUGUUUUUUGGUGUUUCCAGUGGUUUACUCACUGUCAUCAGUUAACUCCCCCAUCUGCCAAGGAAAACAAGCUUCUACAGAGAACAGGUCCAAGGAUUUCACUUGACAUCUUCUUUUUGCCAAAGAGACUGAUGCUUCUUUAUGAAAGGACACUUUGCUGCUGAUUUGGGGAAGGAAACUGCAGAGCACGGAAAUCAUUUAGACUGAUUUGACCUCUUCCUUCCUGGUUUAGUGAUUUAUUUAAACCCACGGGUCUCAGAUUGGGGCUUGGGCUCAUGGGGACGACAGGAAUGUUCUGUACAAGUCCAGGAGAAGGAUGCUGGGACGCUCCAGAGAAAUACCAAGCUUAGGUGCCUUUUUCAUCCCCUACCUCAUCUUUCUCUUCACCUGUGGCAUUCCUCUCUUCUUCCUGGAGACGGCGCUGGGCCAGUACACAAGCCAGGGGGGCAUCACAGCCUGGAGGAAGAUCUGCCCCAUCUUUGAGGGCAUCGGCUAUGCCUGCCAGGUGAUUGUCAUGCUCCUCAACAUCUACUACAUCAUCGUCCUGGCCUGGGCCUUCUUCUACCUCUUCAGCAGCUUCACCGCGGACCUGCCCUGGGGAAGCUGCCACCACGAAUGGAACACAGAGAACUGUGUGGAGUUCCAGAAGACCAAUGGCUCCCUGAAUGUGACCUCUGAGAAUGCCACCUCCCCCGUCAUCGAGUUCUGGGAGAGGCGGGUCCUGAAGAUCUCUGGUGGCAUCCAGCACCUAGGGUCCCUGCGCUGGGAGCUGGUCCUGUGCCUCCUGCUCGCCUGGGUCAUCUGCUACUUCUGCAUCUGGAAGGGGGUCAAGUCCACAGGCAAGGUGGUGUACUUCACAGCCACGUUCCCUUAUCUCAUGCUGGUGGUCCUGUUAAUCCGAGGGGUGACGCUGCCUGGGGCGGCCAAAGGAAUUCAGUUCUACCUGUACCCGGACCUCACACGUCUGUGGGAUCCCCAGGUGUGGAUGGAUGCAGGCACCCAGAUCUUCUUCUCCUUUGCCAUCUGCCUGGGCUGCCUCACGGCCCUGGGCAGCUACAACAAGUACCACAACAACUGCUACAGGGACUGCAUCGCCCUCUGCCUCCUCAACAGCGGCACCAGCUUCAUGGCCGGCUUUGCCAUCUUCUCCAUCCUGGGCUUCAUGUCCCAGGAGCAGGGUGUGCCCAUUUCUCAGGUUGCCGAGUCAGGCCCUGGCCUGGCUUUCAUCGCCUACCCCCGGGCUGUUGUAAUGCUGCCCUUCUCUCCUCUGUGGGCCUGCUGCUUCUUCUUCAUGGUCAUUCUCCUGGGACUCGAUAGCCAGUUUGUGUGCGUCGAGAGCCUGGUCACCGCGCUGGUGGACAUGUACCCUGAGAGGUUCCGCAGGAAGAACCGGAGGGAGAUCCUCAUCCUUGUGGUGGCCGUCAUUGCCUGCCUUUUGGGACUAGUCAUGCUCACAGAGGGUGGCAUGUAUGUGUUCCAGCUCUUUGACUACUAUGCAGCCAGCGGCAUGUGCCUCCUGUUCGUGGCCAUCUUUGAGUCCUUCUGUGUGGCUUGGGUUUAUGGAGCUGGACGCUUCUAUGACAAUAUUGAAGAUAUGAUUGGGUACAAGCCCUGGCCGCUUAUCAAGUGCUGCUGGCUCUUUUUCACCCCGGUUGUGUGCGUGGCCACCUUCUUGUUCUCCUUGAUCAAGUACACGCCGCUGACCUACAACAAGAAGUACAAGUACCCAUGGUGGGGUGACGCCCUGGGCUGGCUCCUGGCUCUGUCCUCCAUGGUCUGCAUUCCUGCCUGCAGCAUCUACAAGCUCAUCAGUCUCAAGGGCCCCCUCAGGGAGAGAGUUCGCCAGCUCUUGUGCCCAGCUGAGGAUUUGCCCCAGAGGAGCCAAGCAGGCCACCCCACCCCCGCCACACCCAGGACAUCUCUUCUUCAACUCACAGAGCUGGAGUCAAACUGCUAAGGGCAGGCCUUCAGAGGGCCUGUGGGCCCGGCUGGGGACACCCACAGGCCAGCAGGCAGAAGACCCCCCGGUGCCUCUCUGUUCUCACCCUGGACAGACAACACAAAGGGCAAGCUUUGGAAUCCGCCUUGGGAGCUGGAUGGCUCCCGGCCCCACUUCCUGUUCUACCCCAGGUGGUCAAAACCGAUGGGAGACCCCAGGGCCCAGGGUACCUUUUGAGGCAGCGUGCUGAGCCGACGGGGGUCGUAGGGGUGAGAGCAGCCGGCCUCUGGCCUCUUCCCUGCAUUCCAUUAAAUCCGUCUUCGUCCCCGAA